Messenger RNA from Tripterygium wilfordii, 2292 nucleotides. Its product is annotated as sister chromatid cohesion 1 protein 1. Bases 189 to 2036 code for a protein of 615 amino acids. Gene Ontology annotation, molecular function: chromatin binding; protein binding. The record is from RefSeq and is a predicted model, not a curated record. Gene Ontology annotation, cellular component: synaptonemal complex; cohesin complex. Lineage: Eukaryota; Viridiplantae; Streptophyta; Magnoliopsida; Celastrales; Celastraceae. Gene Ontology annotation, biological process: replication-born double-strand break repair via sister chromatid exchange; mitotic sister chromatid cohesion; synaptonemal complex assembly. The transcript has 20 exons.
CAUUCGCUUCCUGCAAAAUUCAUGGCGGGCAACAAAACAGUUACACAGUUUUGGGUUCGAGAUUGUUCAAAAACACAUGCUCUUCACUCUCAUACACACAACGCUCUGGUUGUGACUGUGAGUGAGCUCCUUUUUCUCUCUGUGUCACUUUCUGCUUUCAUUUUCGGUGCCCUGAGCGAUCGAUCAAGAUGUUCUACUCUCACCAGCUUCUUGCUCGCAAAGCCCCGCUUGGACAAAUCUGGAUGGCGGCCACUAUGCACGCGAAGAUAAACCGAAAGAAGCUUGACAAGCUCAACAUCAUCAAAAUCUGCGAAGAGAUUUUGAAUCCUUCCGUUCCAAUGGCUCUUAGACUCUCUGGAAUUCUCAUGGGCGGAGUAGUAAUUGUCUAUGAGCGAAAAGUGAAACUCCUUUACGAUGAUGUUUCCCGUCUUAUGGUGGAGAUUAACGAAGCCUGGAAGGUUAAAGCUGCUCCAGACCCCACUUUACUCCCCAAGAGGAGAUCGCAGGCCAGGAAAGAAGCUGUUACAUUGCCUGAUAUUGCGGAUGCUGAUAUUGGAGAUGCUGAGCAGUCGCUUAAUUUCUCCAAUGCAACAACUAUGGGGUUCCAACGCGUUGCCUACUUUACCAUGCAACUUGACAAUAUUGAUGAGCCCUAUAUCAACAAUGAUCUUAGGGAGGAAGAUAUUCCGCAACACUUACAUCAAGCUGAUGCUGAAAAUAUCACUUUAUUCGAACGUUAUGAUUCCUACCAGGCAAACACAGACAUGUACAAUCGCUUUGAAAGAUUUGAUAUCGAAGGAGAUGAGGAGGCACAAAUGAACUUCACUUCGGCAGAGCAUACCCAAAUGCCAACUAGUUUUAUACCCUCGCUACCACAGCAGGAUGAGCCUCAUAGAGCUGACGAUAUCCAGGAUCAGCAACUGUCACACCAAGCUAAUCAACAAUCUGAUGAAUACGAGGCAGGCAGACAGGGUCAUUAUAGGCAAGGGCCAAAAAGAAGAAAAGUCAAAGGACAAGCAGGCCCUGCAAUGGAUUAUGAACAAACCAUCAUUGCUGGUCACAUUUACCAGUCCUGGCUUCAAGAUGCUUCAGAAAUUAUCUCAAGAAGAGGAAGAAAGAGAAAGGCAAGCACUACAUUAAUGUCUACAAGGAAGAUAACUAACCUGAUGGAGCUGCCUAACUUGGUACUUAUUGAUGACUUAUUUACAAAUGGGAGUAGAGAUGUCUAUUAUCCAGCACCUCUUCUGGAGCUCUACAGGAAAAAGAGGAGCUCCCCGUCCCCUACCGCACCUCCAGAAUCCUCUUCGUCAUUGCAAGAUAGAGUGCAUUACCAAGAUUCAAUGGGAUAUGCAUUUGAAGACAUUCACAGUGGAGUUGGCUCGCAAUCUGGGGGUCUUUCCAUAGAAAAGUUGCGAUCAAAUCUUAUCAGCAAUGAUGUACCAACUGAACUGAUGGAGGGGCUAAGAGCCAAUCUUAUGAACAAUGGUGUGACGAUACCUGAAGCAGUGAUGGUCACGCCCAGAAAUUCCGGAGAUGAACUAAGAUCCAUCCCAAGCUCAAGUUCAGGACGUGGUAACGGUAUCCUCUCACAUAAUGCAGAAGUUAACUCAGGACGGUCCAACAAGAAAAAGCCUUAUUCUUCAUCGAGACACAGCAGCAGCCUCGAACCUGUUGAUGAGGACAAUCCAUGGCAGUUUUCUGAUCCAAAUUUCAAGUUAUCAAGACUGUCUGAGAAUGGCCCACCACCUGAUCAUGAACUGUUGGUGGAAACUGGACCUACACAAACCCAGCGUCCAAUCAACACUCAACCCGUUGACAGAAUAACUGAUUCCAUUCGAGAGCAGAUGAAAACAUACUUUGAAACGCCAGGAGCGCCUCAAGUAGAAUCCCUGAACAACCUAGCAGCUGGGAUGGAUAGAACUAAAGCGGCUCUGCUCUUUUAUCAAACUUGCGUUCUUGCAUCACGUGAUUUUCUACGAGUUGAACAGAAGGUGCCUUAUGGGGACAUCCUCAUCUCUAAAGGAGCAAAGAUGUGAGACAGGUCAUUUCAGCCUUCUUGCAUUCCAUUCUUUUUUUUUAAUAGGAGACAGAGAAUGGGUGACUUUCACAGGUACGGCUGGGGGGCCAAAAAAAAAUCUGGGCACGUUUAUAGAUUAUGAGAGUAGUAAAAAUAGGAUGGUAGGUGAUAUGCUCCUUUUCCUUUUUAUGAAAUUUGCUAUACUUAUAUUCUGAAAUAAUGUAAGCCCCGUCUGCAGUAUAAUCAAAAUUUUACUGCCCUUCCUGCAUAACAAG